UUGACCCUACCUACCAUUCAUGUAAGUGCUGUGGUGUGUGGAGACCGGGCAAUUGAAGCAACAACAAUGCUCAAGUCAACAACUCUAUUUACUAAGAGAACUGUACAACUCCAUGUUGUCGCAGAAGAUCAACUCCAUGAUGACUUAAAGAACAUUUUUAAUCAGUGGCAUACGGUUCAAUCUGGAAAAGUCAUGUUCAAAAUUUACUCUUUACACUUUCCUGGGGAAAAGUUUGAUGAGUGGAAACGACUUUUCAAGCCAUGUGCAUCACAGAGGCUGUUUCUUGUGGUAAGUACAAAACUAUUUAUUCCGUAAUGUAUGUGUUUACUCUGUUUCAUUGCGUACUUGUCAGUUUAGAUAACGACUUGUGGCUUUUAGUGCAAAUGAAAACGUAGAGCUGAUUUGCAGGUUUUAUCAUACUGUGAUAAGCUGUUUAAAGGCAAUUUUAUGUUAAAUUUUUUAUGUACAGUGAGAGAACCUUGAUAUAACAAAGGGCCAAGGGACUGGCAAAUUGUGUUCGCUUUAAUGAGGAUUCAUUAAUGAAAGUUCUUUUCCAUAUUUUACUAUUACCGGGGUAAAGAAAAUCAUUCGCUUUACCAAAGACUUUGUUAGAUAGAGGUCAUUAUAUCACGGUAUAACUGUAAGAAAAACUUAAGAGGGUUGUUUAGAGCCACUUCAAAUUUUGGGGAUCCUGUGGUGGCAUCUGAAUACCUUCUUUAUCAAUUUUCUACAAAAUCUCUCUUUGGAUAAAGGAGACCCUGCCAGGGGUGGGGAGGGGGGGGGUCCCAUGUUGCCCGUCUGAAUUUUAAAAUGUCUCGCGUCGCUGUUUAUAAAUGCUUGUCACUUAUUGUCGGCUUUGCCGUCACUGUCGCAAUUUGGCUGAGGGAAGUUGUUUCUUCUCGCUGUCGCUACCUUUUGGGCCAUAUCACUUGUCGGAAUUUACCCUGGCAGGGCCUCACAAAGUUAUUUUGAACAGAAUAUACUGUUGCCAUGGUAACUUUGCACGUCAGGAAAAUGAUCAUAACUUGUUUAUCAGUGAUUGGGCACUUGGUACCAGUGACGAUUGUUUUAGUAUCUGCUGAUAAAGAGUAGUUAGCUACUAGGAGACAUCAGUGUUUACAAACAUUGUUUUUGUUAUUCAAAUCUGCAACAAGUAAAACAAUAGAAUCUUUUGUUUAAAGAACCAAUGCACUUUUGGUUGGCACAUUACACAAAUGAUUACAAUGUCAUUACAAUGUCAUUCACCUGAAAGUACAGAGCAUUAAUUAUUAGAGUAAUUGUAAAGCUAAGUGGCAAAAUUAAUAUGCUACCGUGGAUGUCCAUUAUCACCUUUCUUGGGUUUUGCCCUUCUUUUGAUUAUUAUAUUUGAUGCACUAGCUAAAUGCUGUUUAUGGAACUUGGUAAAAGAUUGUCAAUUGUAUUCUUUUUCAUGGCCAGCUAUAUGCCCCAAAAUAACCUUGCUACAUUAAUCUUCUAGUUUCAACAAUGAAAUGCGGGUUGUUGCCAUUUUGAAAAAGUGGCUGUUACCUGAAGGUUUCAAUAAACAUAAACACCUGGACUGGCAGGCAGGAUGCAUUACUACAUGGCCUACUCCAAAGGGGCCAAAUCAUAUAUAGGUGGAGGUUUGAUUGUAAUGGAACUGUUGUCAGCUUUCUUAAGAUAGCAUAUCGGAAAUUUAUUUUCUAGGAUGUGCUGGAUUCCAUUGAUAGUGUGCUGUACAUGGAUACGGACACACUGUUGCUAAGACCUGUGGACGACAUUUGGGAUCACUUCAAGAACUUUGACAGCUGGCAGCUGGCAUCAAUGACGCCAGAGGGAGAAGAAACAUCGUUGACCUGGUAUCCUAGAUUUGCGCGUCAUCCUUUUGCUGGCAAAAACGGAAUGAAUUCUGGUGUUAUGCUUCUUAAUUUAACCAGAAUGCGAGCAUUUGGGUGGAAGGAAAAGAUAAUUGAAGCUUACAACAAGUACAAACUUAGCAUAACCUGGGGAGAUCAGGACUUAAUAAAUAUUGUUUUUCAUGAUCAUCCAGGUAAUGGCCUUGUUUCCUUUUUUGAAGAUUAUUUAUUUCACACUAGCUCCUUUGUGUAAGAAUAUCCCCUUGAUAAUCUGGUAAAAUUUUUAAAGUGCUGCAAAAUUUCAAAAUUAUGCAGUUUAUUUUCACCUUUAUUACAGAAAAACUGUUCCAAGAAAUUAUGUGUGCAAAACACAUCUGCUUUACAAUCAGUGACAACAAAUCCCUUAACUUUCUACCACCAAGGGCAAAGUAAAGCCCCACUCUCCCCCAAACAAUGUUGUUCUUUGUUGAUUAAGGUGAAAUGUAGUAAUAUUGGAAAAAUUAUUUUAGAAAUAAUUUAUAAUUGACCUUUCCCACAUCCCUGUAAACAAAGGCACCCACACAAGGUUUGGGUGGACAAAUACAGUGAUUUAUAUGAAAUUGUCCACCUGAGCCUGAUCAUCCUCAUUUCUUUAUGUUUGCUCACUGGAGUGUAAUGCAGGAAAGGUCUAUUUAAUGUGAUGUGCAUUAUCAAACAAGGUCGUAAGCUUGAGUUAGGCUCCACUUUAGAAAUCUGCACAUAUUCUACAACAUUGAAAGAGGGGGGAAGAGAGGGGAUACUGCAGCAAGACAUUGAACAGGGUAGUGCAAAGAAAGGGAUGAAUUAAUAGUUAAGUGCUGGUAUGGAUAUUUUCUGACAGAAAAGCCAUUUAUACAAUGAAAAAUGAGAUACCUAGCUAGAUGUGUCUUAAUCAAGGCAAACUUCUUUUAUAAAUGAUACAAAAAUAGUCUCAGUAAGACACACCUUACAUAAUUGCAUAUAUGUUACUGCUUUUGUCUUACAAUUUGUCCUAUUGUGUUUCAAAUGCCCAAGAGGUUUUGCCACCCCAACCCCCACCCCACCCUCACUGAUGUUUCUUAUUGUUAUUUGAGAAUGUCAGCUUUGCACCACUCGUAUCUACAUCACAACUAACUGUCAGAUGUGAUAUUUUUAGGUUUGCUAUAUGUUUAUACAUGUGACUGGAACUAUCGUCCUGACCACUGCAUGUAUGGGAACAAUUGUGGGACAGCUAAAGACAAUGGCAUAUCAGUAAUCCAUGGAAAUAGAGGAGUCUUCCACAAUGAUAAACAAGUCUUCUUUAAAGCUAUUUAUAACGCCUUGAGAGAUUUUAAACCUGGUGAAAACAUCACGUUGCUGGCAACUCGUUUAUCAGAAAACCUUAAAUCUGUUGGGACUGAUCCCUAUUGUAAUGCCAUGGUUGACAGUGUGUUAAAAUAUCCCAAAAAAUAUUCUGUCUUAUGA
Porites evermanni is the source of this 3296-nucleotide messenger RNA. Lineage: Eukaryota; Metazoa; Cnidaria; Anthozoa; Scleractinia; Poritidae. The record is from the annotation of a GenBank genome assembly.